This is a messenger RNA of Lottia gigantea (owl limpet), 762 nucleotides long. RefSeq lists its product as hypothetical. The transcript is spliced from 4 exons. The record is from RefSeq and is a predicted model, not a curated record. Bases 1 to 762 code for a protein of 253 amino acids. NCBI's taxonomy places the organism in Eukaryota, Metazoa, Mollusca, Gastropoda, Lottiidae. Gene Ontology annotation, cellular component: cell-cell junction. Gene Ontology annotation, biological process: cell-cell adhesion. Gene Ontology annotation, molecular function: cell adhesion molecule binding.
AUGACAAAUAUUUCAAACAUUAAAAAGAAAACUUAUCUAAUAAAGCAAAUGAAAACACUUGCAGGAGGGUGUAAAUUCGACGAAAUCUCUGCAAACUAUGCUGGACGAAAUGGUCCUGAGGUAAGUGUAUCUAGUGUAGAAACUAAUAUCAAAGAAAAUGAGAGUCUAAGAAUAAAUGGUACAGUAAUAUCCAAUCCACCAACCAAUGAUAUAGUAUGGUAUCAAUCUAAUGGUAAUAUUGUACCUAAUCAAUUUGUGGUUAAUUCUGGAGCUAAUAGAAGAGAUUUAGUUAUUAAUGAUAUCAAUCGUAACAAGUCAGAUAAUUAUACUUGUACAGCAAGAUUAGAUCUACAUCCUACAGUUGGUGAUAUUUUACAACAAACUCACAGUCAAUCUUCUACCAUUAAUGUUCAAUAUUUUGAUGAUAUAGUAAUGACUACCAACAAAACUAAACUAAAAGAGAAUGAUGCUGUAUUUAUAAGAUGUACAGUUGAUAGUAACCCACCAGCUUCUAUCAAAUUGUUUAAAGAUGGUGAUGUAGAAUUAACCACAACAAAUUCUAAUAUCUACCUUAUAUCAUCAACAUCCUGUUUAGAUACUGGAAAUUAUUCCUGUUUAGCUACAAAUCCUGUUUAUGAAAAUCAGAAAACCAAAUCAUCGGAACUGCUUGUUCAGUAUAUCAACUCAUUACAUGCAGAACAUACUAGAAUGUAUUUAGCUAACUGUUCAAUAAAGGAACCUUUAAAGAAGAUAUGCAUCUAA